AUGCAGUGCUAUACAGAGCUUUUGCCUCCAACGGGGGUCACCCAUGCACUUGCACUUCCUUUUCUAUCAGCCACAGCUAGCAAUUUGAUUGUGGUGCGAUCGUCCCUGCUGCAGGUGUUUUCCCUGGUCAAACCUUUAUCGAAGGGCGCCGAGACCCACUUGGCACCUUUCCAUUCAUCUGGUCCGAAACUGGUCUUGGAAAAAGAGUACGCUCUGCCGGGAACUGUUACAGACGUGAGUCGAGUGAAGAUUUUGCAUUCUAAGAGUGGUGGAGAGGCCAUCCUCUUGGCCGUUCGAAAUGCCAAGCUCAGCCUGAUUGAAUGGGACCCCAAGCGCCAUAAUCUUUCCACAGUUUCUAUCCACUACUAUGAAAGAGACGAUCUGACUCGAAGCCCCUGGGUACCGGACUUGAGCCGGUGUGGAAGUAUACUAAGCGUGGACCCAAGCAGUCGAUGUGCAGUCUUCAACUUCGGUGUUCGUAACUUGGCCAUCUUGCCUUUCCACCAGGCAGGGGAUGACCUUGUCAUGGAUGGCUAUGACUCUGAGCUGGAUGGUGAACUGCGUGCUCAAGCAUCGGAUGGAGCAACAGGGCUGGAGAAGAGCAAGGAACGCUCUGCACAUCCCACUCCUUAUGCCGCUUCAUUUGUUCUACCUUUGACAGCUCUUGACCCCUCAUUGUUGCACCCUGUCAGUCUGCAAUUUCUCUACGAAUACAGAGAACCAACAUUUGGCAUCUUAUAUUCUCAAAUUGCAAACUCCAACGCCCUUGUUCACGAAAGAAAAGAUGUGAUGUUUUACACCGUCUUCACGCUAGAUCUAGAGCAACGGGCGUCGACAACCCUCCUCUCAGUCUCCCGGCUUCCAAGCGACUUAUUCAAGGUUGUAGCACUGCCGCCUCCUGUAGGAGGGGCUUUGCUCAUCGGCUCCAAUGAAAUUGUGCAUGUGGACCAGGCGGGCAAAACAAGUGCAGUUGGGGUGAAUGAAUUCUCCCGCCAAGUUUCCUCCUUUUCUAUGAGUGAUCAAUCCGAUCUAGGCUUUCGCCUCGAGGGCUGCGUUGUGGAGCGACUGGGAGGUAGUAGUGGUGAUCUUCUUCUCGCGCUUGCCUCGGGUGAUUUGGCACUGAUAAAAUUCAAACUGGAUGGUCGUUCUGUGUCCGGGAUGUCGGUUCAUUCAUUGCCAGCUUCAGCAGGCGGCGGUAUUUUGAAAUCGGCUGCUUCAUGUUCUACCUGUUUCAAUGACGGCAAUGUCUUCAUCGGUAGCGAAGAUGCAGACUCGGUGCUUUUGGGGUGGUCUGACUCGGCUUCUAACAAAAAGACCAGAGUGGAAUCGAAGCAAAUUGAUGAUGGUCUCGAAGAUGUAUCGGAUGAGGAUCAAAUGGAAGAUGAUGGCUAUGAAGAUGACCUUUAUUCUUCAGUGCCCGAGCGAACUCAAACCAACGCACGCCCGAUUUCGGAGAACUCAACACCGGGAUUCUAUCAUCUCCAUCUAAAUGAUCGACUCUCCAGCAUCGGUCCUCUCCGAGAUAUUACCCUGGGCCAAGUUGUUCCGGCUUCGAACGAUUCAGGCCCAUCGGCUGGCGAAGGAGAUUCAGCCGAACUGGAAUUGGUUGCGUCUCAAGGUUCGGGCAAGAGUGGUGGUCUCGUUAUCAUUAACAGGGAACUUGAUCCCGUGACGACGAUGUCAAUGGAAAUUGAAGCUGCUGAUGGUGUCUGGUCUGCUACCAUGACCCAAGGCAAACCAGGCUCUUCCGUCAGUGAUUCCGAACGAGAUGAUACAUGCCAAUACGUGAUCGUCUCACGGCUCACUGGCACAGACAAAGAGGUAUCAGAGGUCUUCAUGGUGGAGGGAGCCACGUUAAACCCCCUCAAAACCCCAGACUUUAAUCCGAGUGAAGAUAUCACUAUUGACAUUGGGCUAUUAGCCAAGAAAUCUCGCCUUGUUCAGGUCUUGCGAAACGAAGUCAGAAUUUAUGACCGAGAUCUGGGACUAGCACAAAUUUAUCCCAUAUGGGACGAAGACACCGACGAGGAGCGUACUGCCGUGAGCGCAAGUUUUGCCGAUCCAUACCUAGCUAUCUUGCGGGAUGAUGCUUCGCUUUUACUGCUCCAGACAGAUGCUAGCGGCGAUCUUGACGAGGUGUCACUCUCAGAUGAAAUGAUCAAGUCAAAGUGGCAUUCGGGCUGUCUCUAUUUUGAUAAACACCAAUCGUUCAACGCCUUGAACUCAAACUCGAGUGGUACAGAAGGAAACGUGCUUCUUUUCUUGUUAAAUAAGGAAUAUAAGCUCUCGCUUCGAACAAACAAUGAUGACUUAGUCGUGUACAAGCCCGUCUUCAUUCCUUCCGAGGCUGGAAGCGAACAAUCAAAUGAACUUCAAUUUGUCCGAGAACCCCACCAUUCUCUUGCGAAGCUCUCCUCAAAUCAAUUACCCACAGAAGCAGAGAAGCCACUACGUGAAAGAUCAUUACGAGCUCUGCAGGAUGUGUCAGGACUUAGUGCUGUUUUUAUGCCCGGUGACUCCAGUAGGUUUAUCGUGAAAACUGCGCAAAGUCCACCGCAUGUAGUUCGCCUUCGUGGGGAAUUUACACGAUGGCUAAGUGGGUUUGAUUCACCGUCAACUGGUUGCGCAAAGGGCUUCAUAUAUGUGGAUUCUGAGCAUACCAUUCGAGCGGGUCAAAUCGCCCCGGAAACUCAGUUUGAUCAUUCAUGGAUCCUGCGCAAAGUCUCGUUGGGCGAACAAGUGGACUUCCUGACCUAUUCCACGGCAUCCGAGACAUAUGUUUUGAGCACCAGCUCUAACGUGGAGUUCAAUUUACCUGAAAAUGAUGAAUUACACCCCGAAUGGCGCAAUGAAGAAAAAUCCUUUCUACCUGAAGUUCCUCAGAGCUUCAUCAAAGUUAUAAGUCCAAAAACCUGGGAAGUGAUCGAUAGCUAUCCUUUGGAGCUCGCCGAACAUGUGACUGCGGUAAAAAAUGUGAAUUUAGAGGUGUCAGAGAACACACAUGAGCGCAAAGAUCUGAUCGUGGUGGGGACAGCGAUCACCAAGGGUGAGGAUAUUCCAGCUCGUGGCUGCAUCUAUGUAUUUGAGGUGAUUGAAGUGGUCCCCGAGCCCGGUAAGCCUGAGACGGGUCGCAAACUCAAGCUCGUUGGGAAAGAGGUUGUCAAAGGUGCAGUGACCGCCCUGUCUGGCGUUGGUGGUCAGGGCUUUGUGAUUGUGGCCCAAGGGCAGAAAUGCAUGGUGAGAGGCCUUAAAGAGGAUGGGAGCCUACUUCCCGUAGCUUUUAUGGAUAUGCAAUGCUAUGUCAAUGUUGCCAAAGAACUCAAAGGCACGGGCAUGUGCAUACUGGGCGAUGCAAUCAAGGGCCUUUGGUUUGCAGGCUAUUCGGAAGAACCGUACAAAAUGACGCUCUUCGGAAAAGAUCCCGAAUAUCUGGAAGUUGCGGCUGCAGAUUUUCUGCCGGAUGGAAACAAGCUCUAUAUGCUGGUAGCAGAUAGUGAUUGUAACCUGCACGUGUUGCAGUACGACCCUGAAGACCCGAAGUCGUCCAAUGGUGAUCGACUACUCAACAGGAGCAAAUUCUACACAGGCAACUUUGCCUCAACGGUUACCUUGCUUCCCCGCACAGCGGUCUCCUCUGAGCUUGUUGAGUCUGCAGAAGAUGAAAUGGACGUGGACCUGACGAUUUCGACUCACAAUGUCCUGAUUGCAUCUCAUAAUGGAUCUCUGGCUCUGGUGACGACCGUCGCCGAAGAAUGCUAUCGUCGGCUGUCUGCUCUGCAGUCACAAUUGACAAACACAAUUGAACAUCCCGGUGGACUGAACCCUCGAGCGUUCCGAGCCGUUGAAAGUGAUGGUGCUUCUGGCCGAGGAAUGGUUGAUGGAACGUUGCUUCGGCAGUGGCUGAGUUUGGGGAAACAGCGUCAGGCGGAUUUCGCGGCUCGGGUUGGGGCGACUGAGUGGGAGAUCCGGGCCGAUCUAGAAGCUAUCGGUGGAGACGGACUGGGGUACUUGUAG
Penicillium verhagenii is the source of this 4014-nucleotide messenger RNA. RefSeq names its product cleavage/polyadenylation factor CFT1. Gene Ontology annotation, cellular component: nucleus; mRNA cleavage and polyadenylation specificity factor complex. The transcript has 8 exons. The coding region runs from base 1 to 4014 and encodes 1337 amino acids. Gene Ontology annotation, molecular function: protein binding; nucleic acid binding. NCBI's taxonomy places the organism in Eukaryota, Fungi, Ascomycota, Eurotiomycetes, Eurotiales, Aspergillaceae. The record is from RefSeq and is a predicted model, not a curated record.